Messenger RNA from Phlebotomus argentipes, 2271 nucleotides. RefSeq names its product ATP-dependent DNA helicase Q1-like. Lineage: Eukaryota; Metazoa; Arthropoda; Insecta; Diptera; Psychodidae. Gene Ontology annotation, biological process: double-strand break repair via homologous recombination. The transcript is spliced from 3 exons. Gene Ontology annotation, cellular component: cytoplasm; chromosome. Bases 138 to 2189 code for a protein of 683 amino acids. Gene Ontology annotation, molecular function: 3'-5' DNA helicase activity; four-way junction helicase activity; ATP binding. The record is from RefSeq and is a predicted model, not a curated record.
AUCGCGCUUUCAGAUGUUAUUUGAGGUUAUGUCAUUGUUUUGGUUUCUUUGGGUCGCGUUUUGAGGAUAAAACAUCCUAAAUUUCCUUGUAAAAACCUGUUCACAAGGGAAGUUUCCGCCAAGGGACGCGGAGAAAAAUGGCAUCGAGCCCAUCCAGCUCAACCGCAUUGAGUGCCAGUGAGGAAAUAAGUCAAAUUGACCAGAAGAUCAAGGAAAUCGAUGUUGAGAUCUUCCGGCUGAGGAGACAGAGACAACAGCUGGAGGCCAAGAAGGAGAAACUGAAGGAGAUCAGUUUCGCUGAAAAGUCUCGAGCUCUGUCCAAGCAGAACUGGACAGGCGAUUUUCCAUGGACAGCCGACAUCCGCAAGCACCUGAAGCAGACUUUUGGCUUCGAGGAGUUCAAGGAAUACCAGCUGCGAGCGAUAAAUGCGAUAAUGUCUGGCCACGACAUGAUUCUGGUGUCUCCGACUGGCGGCGGGAAGAGUCUCUGCUAUCAGCUGCCCGCGUGUGUGGGCAGCGGGCUGACGCUCGUGGUCUCCCCUCUGAUAGCUCUGAUGGAGAAUCAGAAGUGGGCACUUGAGAAGCUGGGCGUGGGCGUUGAGGUGCUGACGCAGGGUGUGGACAGGACAACAACCCAGAGGAUUCUUAAGCAAUUGGCCAAUCCGGCCGUCGAAUUGACCUUCCGCAUCCUCUACGUGGCUCCCGAGCGACUGUCCAAGAGCAAGAGACUCAUGAGCUGCCUGCAGAAGUGCUACUUCGCCAAGAGACUGGACAGAAUUGCCAUUGACGAAGUGCACUGCUGCUCCACGUGGGGUCACGACUUCCGGCCAGACUACAAGUUUCUGGGCUCCCUCAAGACCACAUUCCCCGAUGUGCCAAUCCUGGGCGUCACCGCCACCGCCACUGAGAAGGUCAUCAACGACGUGCAGAAGAUGCUCAACAUCCGCGACGGCAUUGUGCUCAAGGUGCCCUUCAAUCGGCCCAAUCUCUACUACCAGAUCAUGGAAAAGCCCGCGGAGCGGAAGGGCGUGGUGGAGCUGCUCGUGGGGCUGCUAAAGAGACGCUACGCGGGCAAGUCAGGCAUCAUUUAUACACUGUCCCAGAAGGACACUGAGCAACUCGCCACGGCGCUCAUUCAGCACAACUGCCAAGUGAGUCCCUAUCACGCCAACCUGGACGCCGAGGUGCGCUCGCGCGUGCAUGAGAACUGGCUGACGGGGCAGAUUCAGGCCGUGGUGGCGACUGUGGCCUUCGGCAUGGGCAUCGACAAGCCCGAUGUGCGUUUUGUCAUUCAUCACACCAUCAGUCGCAGCCUGGAGAACUUCCACCAGGAGUCCGGCCGUGCGGGACGCGAUGGUGAGUACGCGGAGUGUGUGGUGCUGUAUCGUCUCACGGACGUCUUCAAGAUCACCACGAUGAUGUUCGCGGAGAAGACGGGCCUGGAGAAUGCUUACGCCAUGGUGCAGUUCUGCAUCACAGGCGCCAAAUGUCGUCGUACUGUGCUGGCGGAGAAUCUCUCGGAAGAUGUGGUGAAUUGCCGGAAGAUGUGCGAUCGCUGUCUGUUCCGCAAGCGAAUGUCAGCACCGCCGAAAGUCAACGUGACGAAGCAUCUCAAGCUACUGUUGGAGAUCCUCGACAAGGCCGACAGCAUGGACAUGAAGCUGACGGGCGCGAAGCUGAUUGAGGCGUGGUUCAACAAGGGACCCGCCUGCCUGAGAGCCAACAAGAAAAAGGCGCCCGCCUUCGAUCGCACCCUCGCGGAGCACAUCAUCGCACACCUGAUCCUGGAGGAGUACCUGAAGGAGGACUUCCACUACACGGCGUACAGCACGAACAGCUACAUCAAGAAGGGGCCCAGGGCGCUUGGUGAGGAUGCAAUUGUGGCGGUGAAUCGCGUGCGCUUCCUCGAUCUGCCCGACGAUUUUCCGCGCAAUGAGCAUCAAUCUGAUGACGAUGUGGUCCUCGUGUCGCCGUCCAAGAGGUCGCCCGAGAAGAGGCACAGACGUGAGUCAGGGUGCUCCUCCAGUCCACAGAAGAGGGCCAAGAUGCACAGGCAUUCCGCCUCCGCAGAGUCCAUUGAGCAGAUGGAGAUCGAGAGCGAUGACGAGAGCGAUGGUGAGGCUGUGGAAGUGGUUCAUGAGAUGCCCAGCCACUUUAUUGAUCUGGAUGACUCUCUGUUCGAUGAUUGAGAGGCGAGACAAGUGAAACGCUGUAAUCUCAAGCAGAUAAAGUGUUAAGGAAUAUUUAAAAGCGAAAAUUAAAUGAUUCGAA